AUGAAGUCGGAGAACCCGGACCUCAAACACUUCCUCGCCAUCCCAUGGGCCGCGGCGCACAUCAACGCCCCCGACACGGUCCGCGAGACGGCCUCGUCGCGGUUUCCGAAACAGGACACCGAGGACGAGCUCUUCUCCACGACGCUGCACACCGACAAGACCAUCGCGGCGUUCUUGACCUUAUACAAACGGCCGUCGUCCUCCUUCUCCUCAUCAUCAGCAACGACCGCUGAGAAGGACGACGGCACCGGCAACAUCAUCCGCGAGGUCAAGGCCCUCCUGACGCUCCGCCACGGCGUCAACGGGUACCCCGGGGUGUCCCACGGCGGCAUCGUGGCCACGAUCCUGGACGAGACGAUCGGGCUCGUGUUCCCCCUGAACAAGGUCAACGGGCUGCUCGAGGACGCGUCGUACAUGACGGCGUACCUCAACACGCAGUACGUGCGCCCCGUGAGGACGCCGCAGACGAUCCUGGUGGUGGUGACGGUGAAGAGGGUCGAGGGGCGCAAGUUCUGGAUCGAGGGGGUCAUCGAGGACAAGGACGGGCAGGUGCUGGCCAAGGCGGACUCGCUGUAUGUCAGGGUGCGGGAGAAGCUCUGA
This is a messenger RNA of Colletotrichum karsti, 600 nucleotides long. RefSeq names its product thioesterase superfamily protein. The record is from RefSeq and is a predicted model, not a curated record. The coding region runs from base 1 to 600 and encodes 199 amino acids. The transcript has a single exon. NCBI's taxonomy places the organism in Eukaryota, Fungi, Ascomycota, Sordariomycetes, Glomerellales, Glomerellaceae.